This is a messenger RNA of Loa loa (African eye worm), 1047 nucleotides long. Its product is annotated as phosphotyrosine protein phosphatase. Gene Ontology annotation, biological process: protein dephosphorylation. Lineage: Eukaryota; Metazoa; Nematoda; Chromadorea; Rhabditida; Onchocercidae. The record is from RefSeq and is a predicted model, not a curated record. Gene Ontology annotation, cellular component: cytoplasm. Gene Ontology annotation, molecular function: peptidyl-tRNA hydrolase activity; acid phosphatase activity; non-membrane spanning protein tyrosine phosphatase activity. The transcript has 6 exons. The coding region runs from base 1 to 792 and encodes 263 amino acids.
AUGACAAACGCUGAGUGGGGGAAGAAAAGUGUUCUCUUUGUAUGCUUAGGCAAUAUUUGUCGAUCACCGAUGGCCGAAGCAAUUUUUUCGGAUCUCAUCAGGAAAAAAAAUCUUGUGGAUAAAUGGAUUGUUGAUAGCGCUGCCGUUAUCAAUUUUCAUGUUGGUAAAUCUCCGGAUAAAAGAACAAUGGCAACACUGGCUGGGCAUGGAAUAAUGGAUUAUGAGCAUAAAGUUCGCCAGGUGACUGACUCUGAUUUCCAUAAUUUCGAUUAUAUAUUUGGCAUGGACGAAGAGAACAUUGAAGAUCUGAUGAAUUUACGAGGAAAUGUAAAAAGCAAAGCAGUUAUCGAAUAUUUAGGCAGGUAUGAUCCGGAGGGCGUUUUAAUCGUACCGGACCCUUUUUACAGUCGCGGCAUGCAAAUGUUUGAGAAGAAAAUGCCUGGUUUCGAUUCACGGGUAAUGUAUCUGAUAAUGAGAUCUGAUCUUAUCUCGGAUUUGAAGUGGUCGGUCGGUGCAGUUGCAGCACAAGCUGCACAUGCAGCAACUGCAUGCGUGUGGACAUUUCGUGAAGAUAGUGAAGUGAUGGAAUACAUGAAAGAUAUCUCUCAUUUGAGAAAGAUUACAUUGAAGGUACCGAACGAAAGGGAAUUGCGAAAUGUCGAGAAGAGGCUGCAGGAUAGCAAUGUUGAUUAUUAUUUAUGGAUGGAAGACAGUAUGGCUGUGUGCAUAGCCCUCAAACCGCAAUUCAGAACUUUUGUCGAACAACAUGUAAAACAAUUGAAACUCUUUUAAAUGAAGUCUUCAAUUCUGCAAUUGACCAUGUCGUAUUGUGUUAAUGUUAGCGACGCUACAGUGACUGAAUAUUUCCGUGAGAUUCUGUAUAACAUAUUUUAUUCAAAGAUAGACUGAAAAUAUACUGCUUAUUGAAAGUAUGACUAAAAAUGUACUGCUUAUUUGCUUCCAAAUUUAGUUCUUUUUUUCUGUUGAAGACUCAACUUUUUAUUACAAAUGCAAUGAAUAAAGAAUUUGUUUUGCUCCCACUCACCG